Medioppia subpectinata is the source of this 645-nucleotide messenger RNA. The record is from the annotation of a GenBank genome assembly. Lineage: Eukaryota; Metazoa; Arthropoda; Arachnida; Sarcoptiformes; Oppiidae.
AUGAGUUAUAAUUUCAGUGCCCUUACGUGUGAGUCCUGUCGCACAUUCUUUCGUAGAAAUGCCAACAGAACUGAGAGAUUAUGUCACUCAAAAAGAGAGAUGGAAAUGAUAGCCAAAUACAGUCAGAUAACAGACAAUGGAAACACUAAUACUCAGGUCUCGACUGACAGUCCGGCGACGACUGCAAUGUGUUUACACCAAAAGGACGGCACCGAUAAAAGCGCAGACAAUCAGAUGCCGGCUUACAUACGGGGCCUUAUAUUUACAUUCAAUGACACGGAAAGGCAUCGAUUGAAGCAAUUGUUUUACUCGACCACUUGGCUAAGAGAUCCGGUCGUGAAUUUAGUGGUGGAGCCGUCGACAGAACCCGAAGUAUUACGAGUGCUUCAAAUGCGGACAGAAAUGCAUUGCAGGCGUAUUAUUAAGAUGUCUAAAACAAUCAAUGAAUUCAGAGAGCUGUGCGAAAGUGACAAAAUUACCUUGUUGAAAUCUGGUUCGCAAGAGAUUAUAACCUUAUUGAAUAUUUUGUCGUUUAAUUUCGAGGGCGAAUUCUGGACCGUUUAUACUGGCUCGGAAUAUGCAUCAAUUUUACAUCUAGACUUCAAAGGCAGACAUUCGUGUAUUUACUUCAACGGUGUAGAAUAA